GGGUUUCCAAAAUGCAUGCUGAGAAAGACUCAUUCCAUUAGAUGUUUAGCGAAGAAAAAGCUUCUCCAGGCAAAUUCUGUUCCGAAAAGCUCUUUUCUUCACCUGCUGCUUGACUCCCGACACUCAUGAACAUAUUCUAGGCUUGGCUAAGGAUGAGAAGCACUAAAAAGAAACCUAUUUACCUUUGUUUCCCAUUAGCUUGCUAUGGAUAGCUUCCCUUAAAACUCAGCAGAACAGAUAUUUCUCAAAGGCAAACUAUGAAACACUGCAGUCGGUGAUAAAAAUUCAUGGGUAGGUUCUAAGCUGACCUGGAGCUCGAGGAGGUGGAGGACUUCCUUGGGGAGCUGAUGACCAACGAGUUUGAUACGGUCGUGGAGGAUGGCAGCCUGCCCCAGGUGAGCCAGCAGCUGCAGACCUUGUUCUGCCACUUCCAGCGGGGCGACGGGGCUGCCUUGAAGGAGAUGGCCUCCUACAUCGCACAGAAAAAGUGCAAGGUCACGGCCACCGCCGUUAGCGCCCCCAAAGAAGCUGAUGAGAUUGAAGCCGAUGUGGACAGUGUGGAAGAGAUGGAGGUCACGGCGACAAGUGACGCAGGUGUUCCUGGAGAGGCUCGCCCCCAGCCUGAACGCACUGAUCCAAGUGUGCCCACCAUUAAGGAAGAGGACAUAGUGGAAGAUGGCUGGACCAUUGUCCGAAGAAAGAAAUGAGCAGGGCUGAAGCUGGUUUGGGCCCUUGAUUUGCUAAGUGUUUUUGAGACUUCCUUAUGUGUGUGUGGGGAGGGUUGUGGAGGGUUUUUGACUGCUGGACUGGCUACCCUUUCCCCAGCCUCUCCUUCAUUCCCCUGUCCAGUUCGCUCCAGGUCCCCGUGGGUGAUAGGACCCAGCCAACCACAUCCCCUCAGGCCUUAAGUUACCUUCUGCGUCUGGAGGCCCCAUUUCCCAGCAUAGUGCCUCGCCGGUGAAGGCAGUGUAGAGGGGAGGGCGUGAAUGAGUGUAGUGUGGCUGGAGCAGAAGCUUGAGCUUGCCCCUGGGCAGGUGGAUUUAUGAAGAGCAAGGACCAGAAAGAGAACUGGGACUUGGCACUGAGGGCCUGGCUGGACCAGGAAGGGGGAGGUGAACAUGUAAGAGUUGCACAUGACAAUAGCUGCAAUGCACGUAGUGUGGCCCGCUCUCCCCUCGCCUUCCUCAGCCUCUCCCCAGCAGCUGUGUACCCUUGCCCAGCACCCCGCGCCUCCCGGCAGUGCUCCCUUUCUGUAGCCCAGCUUCCCAGCUGGGGUUUCUUUGGGGAUGCCAAGGCCUUGGCUAAGUGGGGAGCUUGGGAGCUUGGGGCUUUGUUUGCUCUCUCCUCCAACUUCUUUCUCCGUGCUCAUGCAUCCCAUUGAAGUCCAGGGAUGUGGCCUAGGAACUUAAUAAACGCUAGCUUAUU
This is a messenger RNA of Ochotona curzoniae (black-lipped pika), 1425 nucleotides long. RefSeq names its product TSR2 ribosome maturation factor (gene TSR2). The transcript has 4 exons. The coding region runs from base 348 to 707 and encodes 119 amino acids. Gene Ontology annotation, cellular component: nucleus. Gene Ontology annotation, biological process: maturation of SSU-rRNA from tricistronic rRNA transcript (SSU-rRNA, 5.8S rRNA, LSU-rRNA). NCBI's taxonomy places the organism in Eukaryota, Metazoa, Chordata, Mammalia, Lagomorpha, Ochotonidae. The record is from RefSeq and is a predicted model, not a curated record.